AUAGGAGAGGUGGAGGCUGCAGAUCAGUAUCCCACAGAACAACACAGAAGGAAGACAAGAUGAAGCUCCAUAGUGUCCUCUGCUUGUGUCUGGUCUUGGCAACAGCUUGGACCAGUGUCACAGCACAGAUGUUGGACCCCAGAGGAAACCGUCCGGUCGAGCAGGGCAUGAAGUCUGACAAAUGCGCCCCAGAGAAGGAAUAUGGCGCAUGCAUAGAUGAUGACUGGGGCCCCAAGUGCCCGUCUGGCUGCCGUGUGCAGGGCCUGCUGGACAAGACAGACCACGAGCUGUUGACCAAGAUCGACAAGAUCCGCCGACUGCUGGACGACUACAACCAGAAGUACCGCAGCACCGACUCGUCCUCCAAGCAGGCCUACGACCACCUCCGCCAAAAGCUCACUACCUCCUCAGGUAUUGGCAGCCGUGACCUAAUGGGCAGUUGGGGUAGUGGUUAAGGAGAUGGGCUUUAG
Molecule: messenger RNA, 470 nt
Organism: Engraulis encrasicolus (European anchovy)
Lineage: Eukaryota; Metazoa; Chordata; Actinopteri; Clupeiformes; Engraulidae
Product: fibrinogen alpha chain-like
Exons: 3
Coding region: 60-455 (131 amino acids)
Biological process (GO): protein polymerization; blood coagulation; platelet activation
Cellular component (GO): fibrinogen complex
Molecular function (GO): signaling receptor binding
Source: RefSeq, a predicted model, not a curated record